Messenger RNA from Neopsephotus bourkii (Bourke's parrot), 1972 nucleotides. RefSeq names its product transmembrane protein 70 (gene TMEM70). Lineage: Eukaryota; Metazoa; Chordata; Aves; Psittaciformes; Psittacidae. Gene Ontology annotation, cellular component: mitochondrial membrane. The transcript is spliced from 3 exons. The record is from RefSeq and is a predicted model, not a curated record. Gene Ontology annotation, biological process: mitochondrial proton-transporting ATP synthase complex assembly. Bases 117 to 830 code for a protein of 237 amino acids.
GCUCCUGCUGGCGGAACCAAAGCGCGGGCUUGCGGGGCGGUGAGGGGCUGCUGCUGGUGCACCGCUAGGCGUGCUGCUCUCCUGUACCCGGCUGCAGCGGGACGCGGCCCGACACGAUGCUGCUGCUGCGGGCUGCGGGCUGUCGGCGUGCCGUCGCCCCGGCUUCCGCUGUUGCCGCAGCCGUCUGGCUGAGGGGCGCUGCUCACCACGGGCUCCCUGCCGCUCUCCGCCACCGGGCGGCCCUGCCCACCUCCACCGGGACCCAGCAGGUUACAUCUCUUCAAGGACUGGCUGUUCGCAGCCUCAGCACAUCCACCCCUCAUGAUCACCCAGAACACGGAAGAUUAGUUUAUAAAGGAAAUAUGGCAAAGGCAGUGUUAGGUGUGAAGUUUUUCUCUUACUCCACCAGCAUAUUCAACCUGUUCAUGAUGCCCUACCUCAUGUUCAAAACUGGUAUUGGAUUUGAAAGUCUGUUUAUCCAAGCUGCUUUUUAUGGGAUGGUCGGGUUUUUUACAUUUGUAACUCCAGUUACGUUGCAUGUCCUUACAAAAGGCUACGUGAUUCGACUGUAUUAUAAAGAUGAAAUGGACACAUACACAGCCAUUACAUACAAUGCAAUCUUGGCAGAAAAAGCAACUGUUUUCCAUCAGAAAGAUGUAAAGAUUCCAGACAUCACCAAGAUGUUUACAACAUUUUAUGCUAAAACAAAAUCAAUGCUUGUUAAUCCUGCACUUUUCCCAGAUCCUCAGGAUUUUAACCGUCUCAUGGGCUAUGACAAAUCCUUUUAUUUUAACUUAGAGGAAGAAAAUGAAGCCAAUGAAAAGAAGUAAUUCAAAGAUAAUGAAUGUCACUAUCAUUGUUCACGGUGCCAUGCUAUAAAUGGGAAAGAAUGUAAAAUUCUCUUACACUUUUUUAAGUGUCAGAUAGCUAGAGUUUCCCCAAUGCAUUUUUUGAAUGUAUAAAAAACCCCAAAAUAUUUUUUAAACUUAAAAAUAAUGUGAGGGUUUCUUCAGAGUUAACAACACAAAACAUAGUAAAAGAAAAGAAAAAAAUACAACAUUAGAUCUGUCUUGUGCUUCUUUGUUCUUGGCUUGUUUUUAUUGUUAACUAUCCAAGAGAACUGUGAAACACAUGGGCUGUGCAGCAGUCUCACCAUCUCCAUUGCAAAGAGAACAGUUCCUUUAAGAAGAAUCAGCAGUGCUCAUUACCUGUCAAGUGCAUAGUUAAGCUUUUAAGCUUUAAAGAUUAAUUAUCCUUAAUCCAAAAAGAUCAGGCUGUUUCAUCAAUGCUGCUGGUGGUAUAAAGGGGUGGAAAUGAAUUUCACUUUGCUUUGCGAGAGCAUUGGUAGCCAGGAGGAGUCCUCAGAAAGCAGACAGAUACUGUUGCUGGUUCCUGCUGCAGCUUCCGUCUACAGGUCUGCAGGCCUCUGGAGAAGAUAGAGAGAAUGGCUGCGUUGUCAUAAUCUCUAGCUACUCACAACUUCUCAAUGGUUUCUUGAUCUAGAGCCCCAUUCUGAGCAGCCCUGACCCCAGAGGUCGAGAGCUAGAAGCCUUUCUCUUGCUGGGGGGGGAAAGCGCCUUAGCAUAAGAUUUGCUCUGUGCAUGUGUCAUCAUAAACAGGUGCUGUAUCUGAACUGACUUCAAGAAAAUAGUAGCAGCUGGUUGUUAAAAUGGAUUCUGUGAACAUGUAAGGUGCAGAAGCAGAAGGGAAUCUGCUGUAGAGUGGUGUUUAUAACUUGUGCCUUUAAAAACAUAUCUCUUGAUUUAAGCACUGCAAAGAAAGCCACCUUUAGCUCCAGUAAAGGAUUGUCUUUUUUGUGUGACUAGACUUGUUAGUUUUGCAGUCUGAGUAUGCAGAAAUUGGAUUUAACUAUUUUUAGUCCAAGGAGAAGUUUGUCACAUAAACUGACAGGUACCUUUUUUUCAAAUAAUGAAGGGCAUAAUAUUUUGAGGCUUAAAUAUGACUGAAUUAA